Molecule: messenger RNA, 2341 nt
Organism: Owenia fusiformis
Lineage: Eukaryota; Metazoa; Annelida; Polychaeta; Sabellida; Oweniidae
Source: the annotation of a GenBank genome assembly
ACAUUAUAGGUAAUUUGACAUUUACUUAUUAGUUAUAUUAAACUGUAGAUAUUUUGAGCAAUGUAACAAGAUUUCAAAAUAUAUUCAGAUUUUUAACGUGAAACAUGGCGUGAAUGUUUCCAAAUCAAAAUUUGUUUAAAUCAGUGAAAAACAAAGCCAGUAUUACAUAGAAGGGACAUAGAAAGACGAACAUAAAAUAUAACAACAUAAACCAAAGUACAAAUCCAAGUAAAAGGACAGAUAUCUAGCUGAGAAAAUGUCACUCCAUAAAAAGAUAGGAACAGAGGACUCAGAUAAUCACAAACAUAUUUCUCUUUACAGGCAGUCAAAUCUGCUUACAUCAUUUAUGUUUAUAUUAAUAGUUAUAUUACUGUAUACCAUAGUAGCCAUACAGUAUAUACCAAUGAGAACAUCAUAUCUGCUGCAGCCCUAUAUGCAACUGAACCACAGAAAAUUCAUAGGAUUCAACAAUAGUCAGAUUACAAAUACUCCCAAUGGCCCUGGACAGUUUAAUGAAUACACUCACGAUGAAAAACAAACAUAUACUGAUAUUGCUAAAGAUAUGGAUCAAUCCCUUGGAGAUAUGGAAAGUGAGGCAAGAGAGAGUGUCACAAUAUCUGAUCUCACAAAGGAUAAUACAACCAUUGAGGAAACUACUGAAAAUGUAUGUCCAAAGCCAAGUGACUUUGGUGGAAAACUUGAAAACAUUAUUAUUAAACAAACUGACAUGAAACAAAAUCAGCUUUUUGAUCAUGUUUGUGAGGCUAGUUAUGAGACAUUGGUUUAUGACCAAGCUGAACAUAUGUACAAGAACUACAAGAACGAUAGACUUAAACACAAUGAAGAUACACUUACACAAUACGACCAAUACAGCUAUAAAAUAAAUUGGGCAAUCUAUGAAAGCUCUCAUAUCAUAAUGACAAUGGUGGAGAGGUUCAAAGAGAUUAAAACAAAUGGUGGAAGCAGCUUUAGGAUAGUAGUACAUGGAUACCACAAAUACCUUUGCAACAUCCUGGAUAGUUUCAAUGGAGUCUAUACCAUAUGUUGCCCUUAUGUUCCACCAUGUUCAACAAUUGAGAUCACACAGAUGUUUACCAACUUUGGUGCAUUCAUAGAAAAAGAAACUUUAUACCCAAGUGUGAGGAACAUCGCUAAUAUCACCACUUGUGAUCAAGAACACGAAACAAGAGAGGCAACUGCUAAUGAUAUGACAGAAUUUAAUGAACAAAUGAGUUAUCAAGUUGUUUGUAAUAGGGAGCCAACUUUUAUGUCAAGGUAUGGGCGCUGGAUUCAAGUUAAUGACACUUACCAUUGGGGGUUGAGUAGCGAUUGUUUAAUGGAGUAUAUGACAACAAAAGAACUGCAGGAAUGUUUCCUAGACAACAUACAAAUGUUGUCCUGUUUCGGCCAAUCACAUUUACGAUACACAAUCACAUAUUUAAGUUCAUUAUUGAACGGGACAUUCCCGAAGUCAAAAUAUGAAAAUUGGGGAUACGAUAAUAUGUUUUUUCAAUGGAGCCCUCAAUCUCGGGCUACCGCAUGUUCUUUAAGGGAGAUGAGUAGCUAUUCAAAACGUUUCAAAUCUUCCAAUUCUUGUAUCGUUAUAGAAACAGGUCCCUGGGACCUUAAAUAUGAUACGUUAACGUCCUAUUGGUCAGUCAUUAGACACUUGAUGAUACCAACAAUCAGUUUAAUACGAGAAAGUAAAUACUGGAGAAACAUCACAUUUGUAUGGCUAAGCAAUAUAGCCCUACCUCAUAGCUAUGAAUAUUUCAUUGAUGAGUACCAUCGCAGAAGUGACUUCCGGUCUGCUGCAGUCAAUGGUUUAAUAUAUGAGCUCACACAGGAUCUCAAUGUACAUGUGAUAAACCACCUGAUGACUACUAGUCCAAGGUCUAACACAGAUAACGUGUGUGGCCAUCAUUUCAUAUGUCACAAGGACUUUAAUAAGCCAAAUGAGACUAUUGGGGAAGUUGGUAAAGCAAUUGCCCACUUGCUGUUCCAUCAAAUCUGUCGCAAAUGGUGAUAUCUGACAUCUAGGUCAUAUCAAAGAUAUUUGAUGAUUUCAACCAAACAGAAAAGUAUACCAGAAUAGAGAACAAGGAUUAAAAUGCAAACAAUUUCAUUCAACUUUCUUGCCUUUUCAAAUCUACAACACUCGAUUCAGUACACUGUCAUACCACUUACAAAAGGGUCCAUAUAUUCAAUGUAAAUCUCUUCCAUAAAUCCAUGCUGUUUUAUAUACAUUAAAGAAACUUACAUCUUGGGGUAGAAACGGUUAUUUGAUGUAUAAUUAAUCAUGUUACAUGUAUUGAAUUUUCUUAAUGUACAUUUGAUUUUU